Messenger RNA from Zygotorulaspora mrakii, 1857 nucleotides. It is a transcript of the gene CEP3, whose product is annotated as Cep3p. Gene Ontology annotation, biological process: regulation of DNA-templated transcription. The record is from RefSeq and is a predicted model, not a curated record. The transcript has a single exon. Gene Ontology annotation, molecular function: DNA-binding transcription factor activity, RNA polymerase II-specific; zinc ion binding. Lineage: Eukaryota; Fungi; Ascomycota; Saccharomycetes; Saccharomycetales; Saccharomycetaceae. Bases 1 to 1857 code for a protein of 618 amino acids.
AUGAGAGAUGGUGCAAGUGCAGAGACGAAAAGAUCAGCGCACCCAUGUCCUAUUUGUGCUAAGAGGAAGGUAAAAUGCGAUCGUUUGAUACCUUGCACUAACUGCGUAAAACGAGGACAAGAAAAAGAAUGCAUUGAAGCGAAUAGAAAGUCGGAGCUAGAGACCAAUUCCUACCUAUCCUUCACUAAGAUUUUGCAACUUUGGCAAAAGUAUGAGUAUUGGAUUAUGGAUAUUGGAUUAUUAAAGACUGAUAAUACUAAGGUAGCAGACAACUUCGUGGAUGUCUCAGAUGAUUUGCAGGAGUGCAAAUAUUGGAUGACUUUUCUAAAGCGCGAUCAGUCAUUUAAACUACUGGAUUACUCGAUGGAAAGAUUGGGGGCACUAUACUUUGGAUGUUUUAGCGACAUAGGUGAGCUCUAUUUACUGCUGGAAGAGUACUGGCAAAGGAGAGAUAUGGAAAGUGGAAACACUGAAGAUCCCCCGCUCUUUUCAUCUGAUGAUUACUAUUCUGACACACUUCUUUGGUCAUUAUUUACACUGACUGUAUACUACAUGCCGUUGAAAGAGUUGCGAAAAGUGAUUCCUCUACCUCUCAAUCACCAGCCAUUAUCCAAGAGUAUUAGAGAGGAAAAUGACGAACAGAAAUGGACGGAGGACGUAAAAAUCGACAUUAUUGGAGCAUUCACUGAAUGCACAGUAUCACAGCUUUAUUGUGCCAAAUUUUUGUCGACGGCAGAUGUCAGGUUAGUCCAAAUUUAUCUUAUCCUAGCAAACACGUCAUUUCCUUGGACAAACAUUUGUUUGGCGAAUAGUAUGCGCAUAAUAUGUUUCCAAAUUUCCAAAGCUUUCCAUUUAAAUGAUUUCAAGCUCUCUAUGAGCGAUUCUACUCUUUUGAGGCUAACAAAAUUGAAUUGCGAGAAAUUAUGGUAUCGUCUAUGCAUAUGUGACUAUCUUCAUUCUAAUCCAAACUCGAACAUUUGCUUUCACACUGAAUUAUCCUCACUUUUACAGCACGCUGCUUAUUUGGAGGAUCUGCCAAACGUUGACGUUUAUCAAAGUGAGCAAAAUUUCGAGGUCUUUUUUUGGAAGAUUGUAUCGUUGGACAGAGAUUUAGAUCAGUAUUUGACCAAAGACAUCAAGCCACCCCUCAAAACUCUUGACGCUAUCCAAAGACAAAUAGAGAUAUUCAAUGAAAAGCACUCUAUGGAGCAGGAAAGUAACAUUUUGAAAUCAGAUUUCGAGAAAUUUCUCAUUACAUAUCUUUUAAGGAUGAUAUCGUGGAAACUCUAUAAGAUUUAUUUUAUUUAUCAUGACGCCGCGAACUCUUUUGAUAAAUCAAUUCACUACGCUAAAAGUUUAAUAUCUUUGAUCGUCAGAAAUAUAAGACAGUCCAAAAAGAUUAUUUUCAAUUCGCAUUAUAUGGUACUUCAGUCAGUGGUCAGAAUAAGCUCCUUUUACGCAUUCUAUAGUUUAUUCAAACAGUCGGAUGCAGUAGAGGAAUUGAAUCUUGACAUCUCUGAGCUUAUUUCAAACCUCCCGUCGGUAUUCAAGUCAAAACUUGUGAAUUUGCAGUAUUUGCUGAGCCGAUUUAGUUAUUUACGGACUAUCUGGACUACAGUGCAAUUGAAGGAUACUUCUGAUUAUCUGAAGCAUCCAGUUAUUGAAAUUUUGCAGAAUGAUGUGGACAGUGUAUCUCAAAGGUUCCAACAAUUUCCAUCGCUUAUCAGGAAUGUCAAUUCAAUCAGUCGAAAGCGAAGCUUUGACGAUCAUCAAUCUAACGUAAUUGAGCACAAUAGCUUGAGACAGAUUAUCUCAAGAUUUGAAUCACAGCAUCCCAUUGAAAGUGCCAUAGCAUGA